AUGUCCACUGCCGUUGCCAAUAGCUUGCCAAAACCUCCAACCAAACGUUUCAUCAAGGGUCCUGAUAGAAAUGCCAAAGAUGCCAAGAUCACCGAAUUGAAGGACAAGAUCAAGGAAGUCGACUACAAGUUGUCCAAGGUCAACGAAACCAUCUCCAAAUUCAAGACCGACGAUGCCACCAACGAUAAGCGUAAGCAAUUGCAAAACGAAUUGAACGAAAUCAUCAAGGUCCAAGGCGGUUUGAAAAACAAGAGAACUGUGAUCAAUGACAAAAUCAAGGUUGUCGACGCCGGUUUGAAGAAGAAGAUUGCCGAUAUGAAUGGUCAAACUUCCAAGAUCCAUUUCAAGUCUGUCGGGGAAAUCGACAAGCAAAUCCAAAAAUUGGACGACGCCAUUGCCAGUGGUAACUUGAAGAUCGUCGAAGAAAGAAGAAACGUCAAGGAAAUCUCCGCUUUGAGAAAGUUGAGAAAAGAUUUUGGUAAAGUCGAAGUUGCCCAAAAGCAAAUCGAUGAUGAUAAGGCCAAGAUUGCCGCUUUAAAGAAAGAAUUGACCAGUUUCAACAACAAGGAAAUCCAAGUUAAAUUUGAAAGCAUUUCCAAAGAAUUGGAUGAGAUCAGAUCUUCUAGCAAAUCCGUCAACGACAAGAAGAAGACCCAUUUUGAUCAAAGAGGCGCUUUGCAAAAAGAGAAAAACGUCCUUUACGAUGAAAUGAGAAAGAUCAGAAACGACUACCAAGAAGCUUACGACAAAUUCAAGAAGGACAUGGCUGCCGAAAAAGAACGUAUCAGAAGUGACGAAGAAGCUUACUUGAAACAACAAGAAAAGGUCAAGCGUGAACAAGAAUUAAAACAAGAAUUGCAAGCCGCUUCCAAACCAGCUUUUGCUACUCAAAUCAGCUCCAUCAAGGUCUUGAUCAGAUACUUUUCCAAAUUCACCAACCAACCAAUUCCAGAAGUCAUUGUCAAGGAUGAUGAAUCAUCGGUGGCCAAUUCUUUCAACACCUUGAGCUUGAAGCCAACUGCUGUUUCUAAUGCCAGAGUGGUUGCUAGACCAGAAAACUAUGUGGUUGUCAAGAAAGAACAAGAAGUUUUCUUCCAAGGUACCAAGGGUAAGAGUAAGAAGAACAAGAAGAGUCACCAAGAUGACAAGUUUGUCAUUGAACCAGAUGUGAUUGUUCAAUUGUCUGAAUUAGGUCUUAUGGUCCCAACUUCUAAGGAAGGUAUUCAAAAGGUUGUCGAUGAAUUGUUGGAACAAUUCAACAUCUUCAAGAAAGACCAAGAUGAAGUCACCAAGAAGAACGUUGCCAAGGCCCAAGCUAAGAUUGCUGCUUUUGAAAAGAAAUUUGCCGAAGAUGGUGAAGUUGAAGUUGAAGAAGAAGACGAAGAAGAAGAAGAAGAAGAAGAAGAAGAAGAAGAAGAAGAAGAAAACUAA
Molecule: messenger RNA, 1431 nt
Organism: Saccharomycopsis crataegensis
Lineage: Eukaryota; Fungi; Ascomycota; Saccharomycetes; Ascoideales; Saccharomycopsidaceae
Product: Bfr1 protein
Exons: 1
Coding region: 1-1431 (476 amino acids)
Biological process (GO): intracellular mRNA localization
Cellular component (GO): endoplasmic reticulum; nuclear outer membrane-endoplasmic reticulum membrane network; ribonucleoprotein complex
Molecular function (GO): mRNA binding
Source: RefSeq, a predicted model, not a curated record